AUGAGAAAUUUGAGUGGAGGCUACAUAGCAGAAUUUGUUUUGGUGGGCUUCCCUACCUCUCCACCACUCCAGCUACUCCUCUUUGCCCUCUUCCUUGCAAUUUGUCUGUUGACAUUGUUGGAGAAUGCACUCAUCAUUUCCACAAUCUGGCUCACUCCCAGCCUUCAUCGCCCAAUGUACUUUUUCCUUGGUCAUCUUUCAUUCCUGGAGCUAUGGUACAUCAAUGUUACGGUUCCCCGACUCUUGGGAGCAUUUCUUACCCAGGACCGUAGAGUCUCCUAUGUUGGUUGCAUGACCCAACUCUACUUCUUCAUUGCCUUAGCCUGCACUGAGUGUGUCCUGUUGGCAGUCAUGGCCUAUGACCGCUACCUGGCCAUCUGUGAACCCCUCUGUUAUCCUAGUCUCAUGUCUUCCAGCCUGUCCACUCGCCUUGCUGCUUCCUCUUGGAGCAGUGGCUUCUUCAGCUCCAUGAUGAAGCUUCUUUUCAUUUCCUGACUGUCCUACUGUGGACCCAAUAUCAUCAACCACUUUUUCUGUGAUAUCUCUCCAUUACUUAACCUCACCUGCUCUGACAAGGAGCAAGCAGAACUAGUAGACUUCCUCUUGGCCCUGGUGAUGAUUCUACUCCCUCUUUUGGCUGUGGUUUCAUCAUAUGCUGCCAUAAUUGCAGCCAUCCUGAGGAUUCCUACUGCCCAGGGACGCCACAAAGCCUUCUCCACUUGUGCCUCUCACCUGGCAGUGGUUGUCAUCUACUACACUUCCACUCUCUUCACCUAUGCACGGCCCCAGGCCCUGUACACCUUUAACCACAACAAGAUCAUCUCUGUGCUCUAUACUGUCAUUGUACCAUUCCUCAAUCCAGCCAUUUACUGCCUGAGAAACAAGGAGGUGAAGGAUGCCCUCAGGAAAGCAGUCCUGGGCAGAUGCCACUAUCCCAGAGAUGUCCCAGAUUGA
Molecule: messenger RNA, 954 nt
Organism: Diceros bicornis minor
Lineage: Eukaryota; Metazoa; Chordata; Mammalia; Perissodactyla; Rhinocerotidae
Product: olfactory receptor 6P1-like
Exons: 1
Biological process (GO): G protein-coupled receptor signaling pathway
Cellular component (GO): membrane
Molecular function (GO): G protein-coupled receptor activity; olfactory receptor activity
Source: RefSeq, a predicted model, not a curated record